Messenger RNA from Adelges cooleyi (spruce gall adelgid), 826 nucleotides. RefSeq lists its product as uncharacterized. The record is from RefSeq and is a predicted model, not a curated record. Bases 31 to 693 code for a protein of 220 amino acids. NCBI's taxonomy places the organism in Eukaryota, Metazoa, Arthropoda, Insecta, Hemiptera, Adelgidae. The transcript has 4 exons.
AUUACUAUUAUUUCAUUAGGUAUUCUCACCAUGAACUCAAUCAUGCGUCUUCGUUGUGUCAUGUUAUUUGCAAUUUUUUCCUUUGGUCUCAUCAUUUCAUUACAUGCUGCGUCACCCCCAAGGACAUCUUCCCCGGAUACGCCUCCCUCGAAGCGUCAUAAGUCCUCCGAGGAGGCAGGCAACGAGGAGGCAGGCAACAAGGGGGUGGGGGACGAGGGGGUGGGUGACGAGGUUGAGGAGGAAAAGGAUGAGAAGGACGAGGAUGAGGAGGAUAGGCCCUUGGAUGAAAAUGCCAUUGACGAGGGUUUGAACAGUUAUGACCCGAUAACAAGUCUUCAAUGUAGGCUUAUUGAACCUUAUUUAUAUAAAUGUUUUCAAAAAGAUGAGAAAACUGAUGGUUUUAACUCACAUGAAUUUCAUCCAUUCUAUGCUGAUGUCGUCGAAGAUGCACAAAAAUUAAUAAUAGCCGGCAAAGAUGGCGACGCAAGCGAAAAGUUAAUCACUGCAACACAAGCUAUGGUGGUUCUCGAAGAAGUCGACUGUGCGGAUGUGCUCGAAGACAAAGAAGCAGUGGAUAGUAUGUGGGAAAAUUGGCAUGAUGACACAGUCACAGACCAAGAAAAAGAGGGUAUUCUAAAAAAAAUAGAAGUUAUCGUCGAAAAAUUCAUAACAGACGUAAAGAAUAAAAAUUAAUAAAAAAAAAAAAUUCAACAUUUAUAUAUUUAAUUAACAAUGUUUUGUUUUAUAUAAAGAUAAACUUUAAAUGAUUGUUGUUAAUUGUUAUAUUAUAUAUUUAUGUUAUUCUUUUGUCAUAUACGAGAUAUUA